CGUUGAGCCGCCUUUGACAAACUACUCCGUUACUGCGUAUGCGUACAUCCGCAGCUCUUUAUAAGUGCCACUUCCAACAAACAUCACCAGUCUUAUGAAUAUCGUACGAUCAUUUAUAUUAUUAACAGUUUACCAACCCCUCUCUUUUAUUAUUCUUCCUCUCUCUUACCGCUCUGUAUUAUUUCAUUAAGGCCUCUUAUUCGUUCACCCGUGUGUCUUAAGCCGUCGGGUGUCAACAAGGAAGCGAAGUAGACCACCGAUCGAUCACACUGUAUUUGGGCUAGACGCAAAAUUUUUCCAUAAGAAGGGCAUGGGUUUUUUCGACCACCUCCAGAAGAAGGGAAGCAUAGUGAUUCAGCCCAAGCGGCCGCAGAUCCGAAAAGUCGAAGCAGUAACCACACCCGCCAAACAUGCCCCUUCAAGAGCCGCAUCAGUCACAUCGGACUUUUCAGCCUCCAGACCAACUCCUCACUCUCACGCUCACCCCCGCCGUGACCGCGAUCGCCUUCUCACAUCCAGCAGACGCUCAUCCAGUUCUAUCCGCGCAAGUUCCAUAGCGAGCGAUCCCACCCCAUCCCGACACCAUGAACCCACCCGGCGUCUAAAAGCAAAGUCCGUACCCCGAAAGCGGCCAUCGCCUGUCCAAAGGUUAUCGAGUAGCAGCGACGAGAGCGAUACGGAUGCGGCUUUCUUUGAAGUUCGCAAGCGGGCGAAGGUUAGUGCCAGUGCGGGGCCAGAUAAAGAGCGCCGGGUUCGGUCCACGGCUGCGUUUGUGGAAAAUGCGGGGGAACAAACGGUCACCAUAGUAAACGCGGCUGAUAUCACAUCUGUGGAUAAACCUGCGGAGUUUAUCAGAGCGUUUGAGGAUGGGGGUGAUGCUGGGGCUGCAGAGCCGGUUACAGUUCGGUUGCAGUAUCCCGGCGCUUCCCAGGGUGAAAAAUACCAACUUGUCGUACCUCGGGAGAAAGAAGGCUUCAAACCCUUGGAUGACAUAGUCCACCUGGUCAACAUAGUGUCACAAAAUUAUAUACCUGAGGAAUAUGCCCACCUUUUUAACGACGAGGCCACUGGCAUUAAUCGCCGCUUCAGACGCGCCCUGGCGCACGCCUCUCAAUCAGAAUUCAUGGAAGCAAUCGACGAAUAUAAUAAUACCAUCACCCGGCUCCGAGCUGACGGCUCCAUCGCGAAACACCUCGAUACCAUACACAGCCUGCCGCUCCCCUUAGUCGAACGGAUCCUGAACCAAAUAUACGCCCGCACCGUUUCCCCACGCGUAGAGUCCCUCCGCCGGUACGAAAAUGGCACAGACAACGUUUACGGCGAGCUCCUCCCCCGCUUCAUCUCCGAGAUCUUCAAGCAAACCAAACUAAAAUCCAACCAGGUAUUCGUCGACCUAGGCUCUGGGGUUGGCAACGUCGUCUUACAGGCAGCGUUGGAAAUCGGCUGCGAGAGCUGGGGCUGCGAAAUGAUGCAGAACGCCUGCGACCUCGCGGAGCUGCAGGGGCGCGAAUUCGAAGCACGCUGUCGGCUCUGGGGGCUUGCCCCGGGCACCGUCCGGCUUAUCCGCGGCUGCUUCCUGUCGCAAGAAAGCAUCAUUAAGGCGCUGCAGCGGGCCGAUGUCGUGCUCAUUAAUAACCAGGCGUUCACGCCGGAGCUGAACAACUCGAUCAUCAACCACUUCCUGGAUAUGAAGGAAGGGUGUCAGAUUGUGUCGCUCAAGUCGUUUGUACCCGCGGGACAUCGGAUUCAGGCGCGGAAUUUGAAUUCGCCGGUUAAUUUGUUGUCGGUCAGGCAGAAGGAUUACUGGUCUGAUAGUGUUAGCUGGACGCAUGCGGGGGGCACGUAUUUUAUUGCGACCAAGGAUAGUUCGAGGUUGAAGGCUUUUGCGGAGGGGAUGUUGAAUGAGUGAAGAACAUUUGGAUAUCCUGUUCCUUUUGUUUAUGCUUUUCUUUUGAUUCCCCCCACUCCCCUUCUUUUUUUUUUUUGGAUGGAGGCUCGCCUUCUCGUUGGCUGGGAAGAAUGCUUUUGGAAACGCUACGAUCACAUUUUCUGAGGCGUUGGAUUUUCUUUCUUCCCUCGGCUCUCCUAUUAUUAGAUAUUUUGAGUUAGAGUUGGCUGUGGGAAAUUAGAUGCACAAAUCGACGGCAAAUUGGUUUAAAGGUUGGAAUUCCGGCACGUACCUUGGCUUUUUUGUCGGGUUUUUUUUCAUGAUGAUACCUUGGUGGGUUUCUUCACCCAUUUUCCUUCUCGUUCU
This is a messenger RNA of Blastomyces gilchristii SLH14081, 2254 nucleotides long. Its product is annotated as histone-lysine N-methyltransferase, H3 lysine-79 specific. Gene Ontology annotation, molecular function: histone H3K79 methyltransferase activity; histone binding. Bases 311 to 1909 code for a protein of 532 amino acids. Gene Ontology annotation, cellular component: nucleus; nucleosome. Gene Ontology annotation, biological process: regulation of transcription regulatory region DNA binding; subtelomeric heterochromatin formation; DNA repair. The transcript has 2 exons. NCBI's taxonomy places the organism in Eukaryota, Fungi, Ascomycota, Eurotiomycetes, Onygenales, Ajellomycetaceae. The record is from RefSeq and is a predicted model, not a curated record.